AUGGAGAAUGUUGUAGUGUUGAUUGUUGGCGUUGGGCCAGCAGGCCUUGCAACAGCAGCAUGCCUUAGCCAAUUCUCAAUUCCCUAUCUCAUUGUCGAGUGUGAAAGUUGCAGCGCGUCGCUUUGGCGCAACCGCGCCUACGAUCGCCUCAAGCUGCAUCUUGCAAAGGAGUUCUGUGAGUUGCCACACAUGUCAUACCCACUAGAUGCUCCAACAUACAUACCAAAAACCUUGUUUGUCAAGUACUUGGAUGACUAUGUUGAGCGUUUUAAUAUUCAACCCAAGUAUCUCACUAGUGUGGAGUCAUCCACAUUUGACGAUGACGAAAAAUGUUGGUCCAUCAUGGCACAUGACAUGGCAAAGAAUCUGGCAACUCCAGAAUGGAAAUUGCUUAUGACCUUGCGGCCCAUGGUGCCAAUACUUCAGUUGUUAUACGAAGCCCGGUAUGUACAUGCACUAUAUAUUAUUUUUUAA
Triticum turgidum subsp. durum (durum wheat) is the source of this 474-nucleotide messenger RNA. NCBI's taxonomy places the organism in Eukaryota, Viridiplantae, Streptophyta, Magnoliopsida, Poales, Poaceae. The record is from the annotation of a GenBank genome assembly.